CGUUACGUAAAAUCUGACAGUUGCUUAUUGUGCCGAUAUUCAAAAUAAAUCAAACAUUCAUACAUAGCGAAUUUUCUACUAAAUUAGAACUAUAAUUAAUAAUGCCUCUUAUUCCGGCUAGUGGGACGGGUCGGUUUUGGGCUCGAUCGGCUAAAAUAAUUAGAUUUGCUCGCCAAGGGUGUACCAACAGGCCUUUUUACCACAUUGUUGUUAUGGAGCGACGGAAAGAUCAAUAUCAACCGGUGAUUGAGCAAGUCGGCACAUUCGACCCCAUCCCAAAUGAACACAAUGAAAAAUUGGUUUCGUUUAAUUUCGAGCGCGUGCGGUUUUGGCUAGGCAACGGAGCUCAUCUUUCAACACCGGUGGCAGAACUAUUAGGUAUCGCUGGUUUACUUCCUGUUCAUCCACGUACGUACAUGACAGCGUGGAGGAAUCGUCAAGAGACAGCUAAAUUGGCUGAAAUCGAUGCCGCCAAGAAGGACCCCGAAAACAGUACGGAUUAAUUGCAUUAUUUAAAAUAAGCCUAAUAUCGUUAACAUUUGAAAAUUAGAGUCACAAUAAAAUAGACACAAGUUUCUGAACAA
Malaya genurostris is the source of this 584-nucleotide messenger RNA. RefSeq names its product small ribosomal subunit protein bS16m (gene mRpS16). Bases 102 to 503 code for a protein of 133 amino acids. Gene Ontology annotation, biological process: mitochondrial translation. NCBI's taxonomy places the organism in Eukaryota, Metazoa, Arthropoda, Insecta, Diptera, Culicidae. The transcript is spliced from 3 exons. The record is from RefSeq and is a predicted model, not a curated record. Gene Ontology annotation, molecular function: structural constituent of ribosome. Gene Ontology annotation, cellular component: mitochondrial small ribosomal subunit; ribosome.